Mesorhabditis belari is the source of this 417-nucleotide messenger RNA. Lineage: Eukaryota; Metazoa; Nematoda; Chromadorea; Rhabditida; Rhabditidae. The record is from the annotation of a GenBank genome assembly.
AUGACAGAAUGUACAAGGGUUAGUGACAAAGAAAUAGAGCGACGGGAGAGUUACAUUCGUGCUGGAGAUCGACCAAGAGAGCUCCUCGAUCCUUUUACUUGGGAGUAUCGAUGGAAGUCAGGCACAUUGUUCACUGCGAUGGGUUUUGCUUCGAUUUAUGCUUACAACACUUGGUAUAGGAAACCGUGGUACUUUGGUAUUUUCCCUCGUCUUGCUCUAGUUGGAGCAAUUGGGGCACUAGCCUAUGGUGCUGGAGCGAUGCGUGAACACCACAACAAAACUCGUGAUGCCGUUAUUGAACAUUACAUGCAGCUACAUCCGGAUGAUUUUGACCAUUUUAAAGAUCGUAGUGGUCGUGCCUGGUCUGAAGUUCUUCUCCCGUGGUAUCCAAAGCGUGCUCAAUAUUACAAAUUCGAU